GCGGGACGCCUGGGGCGGCGCGCUGGAGGAAAGACGCCCGGCCACGGCCCCGGGAACUACCAGACGCCCGAGUCGGGAACGCGGAACACCGCGUCCCCGUUUGCUAGGGGAGGCGCAGUCCCGGGCCGUGGCCGUCGUGAGGCGGCUGGGCUUUUCCUCCCGCUCACCCCGCCCGCCGGCCUCUCGGCGCCCGGGGCCCGCGUCGCCAGCCGCCUGGAUCCGCCCGCCGCGCCCCCUCCCCGCCCCCCGCGAGCCCCGGCCGGCCGCGAGCUAAUGUCCUGAGCUCGCCGCCCGCGGGCUGUGCGCCCGGCCAGGGGCUGCCUGGGAAGUUGGGGCGAGGCGCGCCGGGUAUGCGCCAUCACCAUGUCCCGCCUGGACUCGUGGCUCGGUGAGGUCCAGUGGCUGGGCUUGGUGGCGCUCUUCGUCGUGGCCUUGGGCACUGUGGGCCUGUACCUGGCGCAGUGGGCGCUGGCCAGGGCGCGACCCCGCUCCCCGAGGCGGGCGGCGGAGCCCGGCGAGGGCCAGCGCCCCGAGCCGGAUGCGCUGCUCGCCUGGAUCGUGACGCUGAGCAUCUGGAGGAAGCAGUGGCAGGCCGCCUGGGUGGCCGCCCUGAACGAUGAGGCCAAACGGAGAGCGGGCCCGCCACUCCUCUGCUUCCAGGAGGACCCGCUGCAGCAGCCCCUGGAGCUGGCCAUGGGACAAGUGUCCAGCGUGACCCAGUCAGCCCAGGAGAAGGUGGUGUUUUGUCAUGUCGUGGGCGAGACCAUCCAGUUCCUGGUCAGUGUGGGGCUACCCUCGUCCGAGGACACGGGGCGCCCGCUCUACAGUGUGCGGCUCUCCCCGCUUCAUCUACAGCUGGAGCUCCACAUGAAGGAGAAGAGAGAAGACAUUCAGGUCAAGUGGUCCUUCAUCAGCGCGCCAGAGAUGGCCAUUACGGUCCAGCCCAAAGCGCCGGGGGAGGACCAGGCGGUUGGGGCAGAUGCGGUCUCUGAAAGUCUCAAGGAUAUUGUGAAGCACCUGGUUAGCUCUGCGUCCCCAUCAGCGGUUCUGAGCACAAAGCCUACGGAUGUGAGGGGAGUUCAGCAUCUGCAGCGCACUUCAUCUACUCAGGAAUCCUGCCCCCCCAAACCUCCAAGGGCUCAUGAGCUCAAGCUAUUGGUGAAGAAUAUUCGAGCCUCGCUGCUGAGCCAUCCUGGUGCUUCAGGCAACAUUAACCCAGUAUGUGUAGUUCAGCUGAAUGAUCCCAUCCAGAAGUUCUCCAGCACCCUCUCGAAAAACACUACCACCCUCACCUGGGAAGAAGAAUUCACCUUUGAGCUGAAUGCCAAGUCGAGGGAGUUGCACCUGCAGAUUUCAGAGGAUGGGCAAUCCUCAGAAGCUCUGUUGGCGAUGACGACCGUCCCCUUGGAUUUGUUCAAGAAGCAGCCUUCUGGGCCACAGAGCUUUACGCUGACCAGCGGGUCCUCCUCAGGCAGCUCAGCAUUGGGUUCGGUCACUGCAGAGUUUUCCUACAUAGAACCCGGUGAGGCGAAAUCCUGGCAACUGCCUCCAUCUGUUCCUGCUGCAAAGAUAGAAAAAGACCGCACGGUGAUGCCGUGCGGGACCGUGGUCACUACUGUCACUGCCGUGAAAACCAAGCCUCGCUUCGAUGCAGGGAGGGCGUCCCCGCUGAGCUCCGAAUCUCCCCUGAGAACACCUGUGAAGGUGAAGGUCAUCGAGAAGGACAUCUCCAUCCAGGCCAUCUCCUGCCACGGCGCCCCCGUCAGCAAGAUGUUCUCUUCCUCAGAUACAGAGCUACUGGUGCUGAGCGGUGCCGACCCGGUGGCCGAAGUCGCCAUCCGACAGCUCAGCGAGUCCUCGAAGCUGAAGCUCAAAUCCCCGCGGAAGAAGAGCACGAUCGUCAUAUCUGGGGUCUCCAAGACCUCACUAUCUCAGGACAACGACGCCUCCCUGAUGCUGGACUACGCAGCCUCCAUGGACAGCACCUGCCAGAAGGGUGCCCCGGACCAGCCAGGGGCGGCCGUGGCCCCUGCCCCACCCGAGGAGGGGAAGGAGACCCCCGCAGGGGCCCGGCUGGCCCUGGAGCCCCAGGAGACUGAGCUGGAUUCCUGGGACUUGGAAGAGGAGCCACCGGCCGGGGCCGGCGCGUGGGGUGGCCCGGCCCCGCGGGACCCCGCUGGGGAUGAGCUGUCGGAGCACUCCCUGAGUGUGUCUGAGCUGGAGCCGGGCACUUCCCAGAAGCGUAAAGAACCCGCGCCCCCUCCCGCCCGCCGUCCGUUCAUUCUGGAAGGCCAAGCCUCACCACCCGGGGCCCGUUCGGAGACCGCUGCUCCUUCAUCCCAUCCCUCCUGCCCUGCCCCCCUCCCUCCCUCUGCCGUCCCUUCCGGGGAGCUCUUUCCCUUGGGUUUCCGUCCUUGCUGUGUCCUGGCCACCCCGCUCCUCUCCCGUCACCGGCCAGGUGGAUGACACCCUCACUCUUGGGGACCCGGUGCCGGCAGGUGUGCCUUUUGCUCCACCCUGAGGCCUGGCAGCUGGGGCCGGGCACGGACGCUGAGCCAGCGGUCAUGCACCUCACUCCUAGCGCUGCACAGACCCGGGAGCUUUUAAAGGGACACACUGGGCAGCGUUUAAAAAAUUGCUUUUCAUUCCAUUGUUUCCUGAGAGAUUUGCACUCGGCAUCUCUACGAGAUACUGUCAGAACCUUAGAUGAUUACGCUUUAUGGGUACCAAAUAGUUUUCCUUUUCCACCAGAAUUUCUUCCAAACUGGUGAUCUAGGGGGCAGCUCUGUGGAGUUUUCUCUCCUUUGUAAACUGAAGCCUAUUUUUCAGUUCAAGAACCACCUGCAUCCCCUGUCAUAGGAAGGAGUUGGCCCUAGCUUUCCAAGACUGCCAAUUUAGCAUUCCCCUGGAACCCUGCUGAUUGGAAAUGUACGUGUGGUCAUGAUGCAGCCGGGACAGGAAAUGCAUUCCUCAAAUUUGGUUUCAUUUUUAGCUUCACAAAGCAUUGAUGUGCUAGUACAAAUACGUGAAUGUACUUAAUACAACCGAACUCUACACUUAGGACCGGCUGCGAUGGUGCAUUUUAUGUUGUGUGUAUUUUACCACAAGUAAGAACAGAAGCAUUGGUGGAGACUCUGAAAAAUAUUAAAAAGGAAAAAACAAACCUCUCCAAGCAAACUGCGCAGUAACGUCCCAUGUUGUGUAUAACGCAAAUGCUUCAAACUCUUACGUCUCUCGUUCUGAUUUUGCUGUUGCAAACUUUUCUUUUCACCUCUUCCUUCUCUCCAUCCCUGCUCAUGCCCUUUAACUUAAGAGGAUCGCUAUGCCAACCAGAAUUAAUUGCCUACACAGUAAGUUAUUUUUGUUUUAUAUAUAUAUUUUUAAUUAAGUAUAGCCUUGCUAUGAGAAGAGCACAUAUCGUAACUAAGCCGGAAGUUCACCCCUCCCCCUCUUCCUUUUCCCUCCCAUCGCUUUCCACUUGGACCGUCCCCGGGUGCCAGUUUUCCCAUCUUCCUCCUUCAAAGUGCCCUGGUCUGGUAGUAGAGGGUCAUCAUCUCAGGGGAAGGCAUCCCUGUGUUAGCUGACGUGACAAAACCACCUCGCCAAGAAAUUCAGACAGACCGACUCCCUUAAUCGUCCUUGGUGCUAAAAAGUCGUCACUUCUGUAACUGGGCCUUCCGUGGUUCCCCUUGUAAUCUAAAGCUGUUCUUUGGGCAGCAAACUAUAAUUUAUAAGGUUGCUUUUGGUCACUGUUUUCCUACCUAUAAGAUGUUAAGAUGCAUUCUUCAAUGAGCAAUUUACGUCUGUUGAACUGAGAUGAGUGGGAAUAAAUUUGGGAAUGUUUGCAACAUUAAAGCUAUAAUUUAGAAUAAUUAUUUUUAAUUCCUUCAUAUAUCUGUUUAUACCUUAGCCUUAUGAUGUCUUUGUAUUAACCUUUAGUCUUAUGAUUGUUUUUAGAACCCGGGAAAGAUUUGUUUUCUUCCCUGUCCCAUCUAAGAUUUUGGUUCUUUGCCUGAAAUUUCACAUAACCUGUUUCCAGAUCUUACCUUCAGGCAUCUUUAAGAUUGGGAGUGAGGCCUGCGUCUUGCUUCUUGUUGUGCGGAUGAGGUAGCCCAGAGUGAAGGAGGUGGGCUUAUUAAACCCAAACGGCCCCAGCGGCCUUGCCCCAUUGAUGUGAAUUUCCCUUUCAGCAAAGGGUGACAGAUUCUGUGGGCCCAGAGUCAACUGUGACAUACCAAACUGGAGUUCUUCUCUCGGCCAGGGUUCUCCAGGGAAGCAGAACCAAUAGGUUCUGUAUUUCAAGGAACCGGUUCGUGUUGAUGAGUCUGAAAUUGCAGGGCAGGCAGGAGCUGGCGCCGCAGUCUUGGGGCAGAAUCUCUGCCCCGGGAACCUUCCUUUUUGUUCUCAGGCAUUCAGUGAUGGGAUGAAGCCCACCCACCUCACUCCGGGUUAUCUCCUAGAGCUCAGGCACUGAGGGAGAUCUGGACCACAUCGACCAGGAGCCUUGCCCUGCGGCACUCAGCUCAGUACUGGGAUGGAGUCACUGGGCGUUCUGGGACAAACUGGCACAGAAAACCGAGCUCCGAUGUCCAUUGGUCACAGCGGCGCCUUACGGCGCCACCUGCCAGCAGCCGAGGGGGCCCUGGCCCGUCUGAGCUACGACCUCACACCCACCUGUGGUGCGGCCACAUCAGCGUCCGCUGGGCCCACCUGUGGCCACGUCCUUCCGGCGUUACUUACCCCAAAGGUCGUGUGCUUUACUGGCCAAGUUUAAACGGACGAUAACAUUUUUAUUUAGUCAUGAAAAUGGAAUAACCUCUGUUUGUGCUGGUUAUAUUUCAUGUUUGCUGAGUUAGUCUGUGCACCCUGGAGAUGGGCUCACGUUGCUAGAAUGUUCUGUCCUACCCAGGCCGCCAGCAUGCCUCUCGGGAGAUUCACAUCAUUCUGGAAAGCCUGCCAGAGUCGUUCCCAGAGAGCAGGGCUGUGCUCUGCGAUCCCUCUGGGAGCGGCAUCCGUCUCGCCCUCCAGAGGCUUCGCCAGCGGCCACCCGCAGACCGGCGCUCCAGACGCCUACUGGCCACUUCCAGCUCAGAUGCCAUCCUUAGCGGCACAGAAGAGCCAGGCUCGAGAGCACGGCUUUGUAGGGCGAGCACGUCACCCCUCCGAGUCUCUGCUUCCCUAUUUGUAAGCAAGAGAUAAGAGCACCCUCAGGUGGCUGGGAGACGUAACCGGGGCCCCACCCUCACAUGACUGUCCUCUGUCCAAGAAGCCAAUGCCCCCACAGAAGCCAUGACAAGUGGUGUCAAGUUAGGAGAAACGCGGACCUGGUGAGCCGUGCACGUGACCUCAGGACGAAGCACACCAGGGUACACAUGACAGCAUCCGGUUCAGGCGGUGACGCUGAACAGGCAAAGUUAACAGCACAGCACACCUGCUCCAGAGGGUGGGCGUAAGGACCAAGAACAGAAACACCACGUGGCAGGCCUGUCGGGGCAGCACAGGUCCGUAGCCGACAUGGCGCUGGCUGGGGCGGGGACGCUGUUGAAACAAAGCACAGCCAGCAGGGCCGUUUAAACAGUUACGGCCAACACAUCUCUACCAGCUCUGCUCCCAGGACGCAAGUCCUUGCUGUUUUAUGUUAAUGUGACGAGAAUUUGAAGUUUAGGCGUUUCAGGUACAAUGUCAUCUAAACGAGAGAAAGCGACCGCUCAGAAGUGUGCAGACUCCCUUUUUAAGGAGUUUUGAGCACAGCUGCCCCUUGCCUGUUCCUGUGUUCUGGUUUCUCACUCAAUCCAGGGUGCAAAGCCAGACCUUCAGAACCGGGUGCUGUGCCCUGCAGGCUAGGCUGCCAUGUCCCCAUCCCCCGUCCCGCAUGGCCCUGAGAUAUUAAAACGUGAAGGGGCAUCAGGAAACUAUGUAGAAGAAAGUGAACGCCCUGCUUACCUUCUGCCCUCUGGUCUGGUCCCCGGUGCUGACGUCUGUGUCCUUAGUCUGUGUCCAAGUACUGAUGGCGGUUUGACCAGACCUUGGUGGAUGGUUUCCAGCCCCAGCUGCAUGUUAGAAAGACCUGGGAUUUUUUAAAAGAUGCUGAUGUCCAGAUGUCUCCCCAGAACCCCUCACAUCAGAUUCCCCGGGGCUGGGACCUGGACGUCUGGAGUUUUUCCAGGUUGCUGCCGGACUCCAGCGUGUCUUGGGGCUGAGAAGACGGCUGUAGCAUCUGCCCUCUGCCCUGAUCUAACACGGGGUGUCCAGGGUCCGAGGAUAAACAGGAGGACGUGGCCGCUGCUUCAGGACGCUCAUCUUAAGUCACAUCCUCCCCUGCCCUUUCUUGUCUGUGUUAGAUUCCUGGGGCUGCUGUAACAAAGUACCGCAGAUGGGGUGGUUUAAACAACAGAGAUUUCUUCUCUCUGAGCUCUGGAGGCUGGAAGUCCACGAUAAAGGUGUGGCAGGGCUGGUUCCUCCUGAGGCUACGAGGGAGAAUCUGUCCCAGGCUCUCCCCCAGCUUCUGAGGGUUUGUUAACCAUCGUUGUCACUCCGAGGCUUGCAGACGCAUCACCUUGAGCUCUGCCCUCAUCGUCACAUGGCGUCUCCCUGUGUGUCUCUGUCCAAAUUUCCCGUUUCUAUAAGGACAGUAGUCAUACUGGAUUAGCACCUGUCCUAAUGACCUCACUAUAACUUCAUUGCCUCUUUAGUGACCGUAUCUCCAAACAAGGUCACGUUCUGAGGUGCUGGGGUUCGGACCCCAACAUAAGAAUUCUGGAGGGACACGAUCCAGCCCAUGACACCACCCCCGCUCACACCUCAGACCUUGGCUCCAGACCCCAGACUGAAUUUCAGCACAGGGACGUGUAUGACAUGGGCUUUGCAGAUGGAGCCUUCCAGGGGAGAUCCUCUUUCUGCCGGGCUUCCACAUCCCUAGAUCUGCAGCUGGCCUGGGGGACGGACUGGUCUGUUCCCCUCUCCACACUUCCAUCCCCUGCCCCCUGCCCCGGGGAGAUGGGGUGGGGUGUGGCAUUAGGGUCCAGGUUAACGGAGUAGGUCCAUCAGACCUUCCUUCCUCUCCUCUGUUCCAAUGUGACAGCCCCCCAUUCACGUGCUAUUUGGGGGCUCCAAGCUUAACCCAAAGCAGGUACCUAGAGGUCAGAAAUACCUCCUAGGUCCCCCCCCCCAAUCUGAGGUAACCUGGUCAGGCUGGGAGGCCCCGGGACUUGCAAUAUGCUGGGUAACUGACCGGUGGGCAUCACUGCAUCUGCCCCCGGGACUGGCCAGAGUCCAGAGUCAAGCCCUGUCGGUGGUGGUGACCCCUGCCGUAACACACCCUACCCGGUGGUUUUUUGAGAUACGCUGCAUCCUACAGGGAUUGGAACGGCUCCCGGAACAGACCUUUCUGGCCCAAGGAGAAGCCCGUUGAGCCUAAAGCCACUGACUCUUGUAUACUCACCCUUCUGCUUCAUCCCUUUGCAGCCUUCCUCAGCCCCCCGUACACCGCCUCCAGCUUUAGACAAUGGUAGAAAAUGUCUGAGUGAGUCUUCGCAGUAGGUUGAUUGGACACAAAGAGCAAAUGAAAAACAAAUCUCUUGGACAGCUUUCACCAAGUUAAACUCGGCGCAUUCCUGGAGCUUUGAGCUGUGUUCUGCUGCUUAACCCAGGCAGAGCAAGUAGGACACGCAUCCUUUUUUUUUUUCUUCAUUGUUAAUUGGAAAAUUUCUUUUUUAAAAUUUUUUUUAUGGAAGUACAGUUGCUUUGCAAUGUUGUGUUAGUUUCUACUGUACAGCAAAGUGAACCAGCUCUACAUAUAUAUAUAUAUAUAUAUAUAUAUAUAUCCCCUGGGACAUGCAUCCUUAAGUUCAGGUCCAGUAAAUGGCCUCUUAAAGUCACGGGCGUGCUGGUUUUCCCGAGGUAAGUGCUGAUUAUGCAAGGGUCUGUGCAUAAGGCUGAGUCAGAUUCCACAACUGUCCAUACAUUUCACGUAGAAAAGCAAGUGAUGCCUUCCAGCCUCCCGUCUGGAUAAACCAGGAUGGUGUCUGCGUAUGUCAUAGGUGUUGAAGUAUUCUUUGUAUCUGUCGUGAAAAGAAUGGAUUUUGCCAAAUUAGCUGUAAAGCUCCUGAUUGAGAUGGUCAGGCCAUUCUUUCAAAGUCACUAACACCUACAUGCACGCGGUCAUGGGUUUCCCAGCCUGGCUGGAAGGGCCCCCUGAUCCCCCUGAGCCUUGUUCAUAGGAUGUGAAACUAGUUUGUGAAAAUGGAAGCAGGUUAGUGGGCUCUGGCCAUCGAUAUGUUAGCUGGCAUUUAACCUUUAAGGAACCAUUGCCGUGGAAAUCAUUGCCGCUGCUAAUUUUUUUUCUAUUUCAUAUUGCACCACUUGACGUCAUAUAGAGAUAGGUCGAAGCAAACAAAAUUGAGGGGUUUAGGUCUAAAGUGGUCAAGUAACAGACAUCUCAUGUGACUUAGCCUGAUACACACGUGCUGGAUCUGAAGUUGUAAAAGAUCUUCCUCCCCAAAAGAAUAAAUGUUACUUAAAUUUCCUAAGAGAGUGAAUACCAUUGUUCUCAGAGUCCUUAAUUUGGUUUUAAUAGCAUGAGCGUCCUUUCUGGGGCACAAAGCACUCUGCCGUUUAUACCCCUCCUCGUGAUGGGGAGUCUCUGAAAGUCAGGGAUCUAGACGCCUGCCUGGGAAUGGACUCCAAGUGACCUACCUGCUCACUGCGCCUUGGAAGCACCUGUGCUGUGCUCAGGCCAGACCCAGCUGCCUUUCUUGUGCCAACAGGGAGGCGCGCUGCAGUCACAGGCUGCCUUCUAUUAGAGUCGCUGGAGGGAGCCGCCUGCCUUCCUUUCCUCCUGGACGCGUCGCCCACCGGGCUUUUCACCCGCAGCCCCGCUGACCCCGUGCCUUGCUCUUGCAGGAGGGAUU
Globicephala melas (long-finned pilot whale) is the source of this 8909-nucleotide messenger RNA. It is a transcript of the gene C2CD2, whose product is annotated as C2 calcium dependent domain containing 2. Lineage: Eukaryota; Metazoa; Chordata; Mammalia; Artiodactyla; Delphinidae. The record is from RefSeq and is a predicted model, not a curated record.